Molecule: messenger RNA, 1899 nt
Organism: Castor canadensis (American beaver)
Lineage: Eukaryota; Metazoa; Chordata; Mammalia; Rodentia; Castoridae
Source: RefSeq, a predicted model, not a curated record
AUGACCAUCACUUACACAAACCAGGUGGCUAACGCCCGCUUGGGCUCUUUCUCACGCCUGCUGCUGUGCUGGCGAGGCAGCAUCUACAAGCUGCUCUACGGCGAGUUCCUUAUCUUCCUGCUCUGCUACUACACCAUCCGCUUCGUCUAUAGGCUGGCCCUCACCGAGGAACAGCAGCUGUUAUUUGAGAAGCUGGCUCUGUAUUGCGACAGCUACAUUCAGCUCAUCCCCGUUUCCUUCGUGCUGGGUUUCUAUGUGACGCUGGUCGUGACCCGCUGGUGGAACCAGUACGAGAACGUGCCAUGGCUCGAUCGUCUCAUGAGCCAGGUGUCAGGCUUCGUGGAGGGCAAGGACGAGCAUGGCCGGCUGCUGCGGCGCACACUCAUCCGCUAUGCCAACCUAGGCAACGUGCUCAUCCUUCGCAGCGUCAGCACUGCGGUCUACAAGCGCUUUCCCAGCCUCCAGCACCUGGUGCAAGCAGGCUUCAUGACUCCUGCAGAAUACAAGCAGUUGGAGAAGUUGAGCCUACCGCACAACAUGUUCUGGGUGCCCUGGGUGUGGUUUGCCAACCUGUCAACGAAGGCCUGGAUCAAAGGUCGGAUUCGGGACCCUAUCCUGCUCCAGAGCCUGCUGAAUGAGAUGAGUGCCUUGCGAACUCAGUGUGGACACCUGUAUGCUUAUGACUGGAUCAGUAUCCCAUUGGUAUACACGCAGGUGGUGACCGUGGCAGUGUACAGCUUCUUCCUGGCUUGCCUGGUUGGGCGGCAGUUUCUGAAUCCAGCUAAGGCUUACCCAGGCCACCAGAUGGACCUUGUUGUGCCUGUCUACACAUUCCUGCAGUUCUUUUUCUACAUGGGCUGGCUGAAGGUGGCAGAGCAGCUCAUCAACCCCUUUGGAGAGGAUGAUGAUGAUUUUGAAACCAAUUGGAUCAUCGACAGGAACUUGCAGGUGUCCCUGUUGUCUGUGGAUGAGAUGCACCAAGAUCUGCCUCCCAUGGAACGAGACAUGUACUGGAAUGAGACAGAACCUCAUCCUCCCUACACAGCUGCUUCUGCCCAGAGCCAUCGACCUUCCUUUCUGGGCUCCACCUUCAACAUCAGUCUGCAGAAAGAAGAGAUGGAGUUUCAGCCAAAUCAGGAGGAGGAGGAAUACACUCACACUGACAUCAUUGGCCGCUUUCUAGGGCUGCAAUCCCAUGACCACCAUCCUCUCAGGAUAGACUCCAAGACCAAACUACUAAGGUCCAAGAAAGAAUUGUACUUUGAGGGACAGCCCAUGAACACCAAGCAGAAUCCUAGGGGCCAGGAAGACAGUAAGGUCUGGAAACUUAAGGGGGUAGAAGCCUUCAAGGCUGCACAACUAUAUGAGAGACCAGGCUACCACAGUGCCCCACAGACGCCCCUCAGCCACACUCCCAUGAUUUUUCCCCCAGAGCAGUCAGCACCCUCAAGGCUUCACGAUGUUCCAGGUGAGGGAGCCUCCAUGGAACACCUAGAAGUAGGUCAUGUGAGAAGGAAAACUGUGGAAUUUAACCUGAGAAAUAUGCCAGAGAUUCCCAAAGAUCAUUUCAGAGAAUCACAUAUGGAACAAUCGCCAAGAAAUAGACCCACUAUACUCAAAGAUCAUGCAGAUCCCUACUGGGCUUUGGAAAACAGGUUUGUCCACCCAAACCAGGGUCAUUCCAUUUCCUUGUGUGACCCCUUUCCUGCCCCAUCUUCCUUUGCUCUGAGCCUACCCUUCCUCCACAAUUUCCCAUGGUUCAAUUACUGGAUGAAGCUUGUGCCUAAGCUGAGGGGUGCUUCACUGCCUGGUUCUCGCCUGCCUGUAUGCCAGUGGUACACUGCCUACACUGGAGAGUACGUUCAACAGUCUGAAUUAAACGGUCGGCUUAAUGAAUAA